AGCAUUUCGUUCGUCGGGAGGAUGCUGCGCUCCGUGAAGACGCUCCGCGUCCAUGCGUCCCUGACCAAGGUCAACGCGGCCCGCGCGUUCUCGGCCGCGAAGGAUCCGUACCGCCUCACGGACCAGUUUGCGCGUCGCCACAUCGGCGCGAGCGAGGACGAUACGGCGUUCAUGCUCAACACGAUCGGCGAGAAGUCGCUCGAGUCGCUCAUCAAGAAGACGGUGCCCAAGGAGAUCCGCCUCAAGAAGAAGCUCAACCUCCCCGCGCCCAUGUCCGAGAGCCAGGCCAUGGCCAAGCUCCGCAAGAUUGCCAAGAAGAACAAGACGUACAAGUCGUUUAUUGGUACGGGCUUCAACGACUGCUUGACGCCGUUCGCGAUCAAGCGCAACUUGCUCGAGAACCCGGGCUGGUACACGGCGUACACGCCGUACCAGGCCGAGGUGUCCCAGGGCCGCCUCGAGAUGCUUCUCAACUUCCAGACGAUGCUCAGUGACCUCACGGGCUUCCCGAUCGCUGGUGCGUCUCUCCUUGACGAAGGCACGGCGGCCGCCGAGGCCAUGGCGCUCUGCCACGGCGCCGCGAACGGCAAGCGCACCAAGUUCUUUGUCGCGUCCGACUGCCACCCGCAGACGAUCGCGGUUCUCAAGACGCGUGCUGAGGGUUUUGGCAUCGAUCUUGUCUUUGGUAACGCGCUCACGGACGCCGACUUUUCGAGCGGUGACUUUAGCGGGACCUUGAUCCAGUACCCCAACACGUACGGCUCGGUGGCCGACUACGAAGCGUUCACCAAGGCCGCGCACGACAACGGCACGAUGGUCAUUGUCGCGACGGACCUCCUUGCGCUCACGCAGCUCAAGCCGCCGGCUGAGUUUGGCGCCGACAUUGCGGUCGGGUCGGCCCAGCGCUUUGGUGUGCCCCUCUUCUUUGGUGGUCCCCACGCCGGCUUUAUCGCGACGACCGAGAAGCACCACCGCAAGCUGCCUGGCCGCAUCAUCGGUGUCUCCAAGGACUCGCGCGGUGAGCGCGCGCUCCGCAUGGCCAUGCAGACGCGCGAGCAGCACAUUCGCCGCGACAAGGCGACGAGCAACAUUUGCACGGCGCAGGCGCUUCUCGCCAACAUCGCCGCCAGCUACGCCAUCUACCACGGCCCGGACGGUCUUCGCCGCAUCGCGACGCGCGCCAACUUAAUGGCGUCGACGUUGGUCGCUGGCUUGAGCGAGCUCGCCCCCGGCGUCAAGCUCGUCAACGCGCACUUUUUCGAUACGAUCGAGCUCGACGUCUCGGGCGCCGGGCUCUCGGGCGCCGAGGUGCAGUCCCGUGCGAACGCCAAGGAGAUCAACGUGCGCGUCAUCAGCCCGUCGCGUGUCGGCGUCGCCUUUGGUGAGAGCGCGGACGUCAAGGACAUUGCGAAGCUCCUGUACGCGUUUGGCGUCAACGACUCGGUGAGCGACACGGCGGUGUACGGCUUUGGCGAGAAGGCCGCGGGUAUCCAGGCGUCGAGCAUUCCGGCGUCGCUGCGCCGGUCGACGCCGUUCUUGGAGCACCGCAUCUUCAACUCGAAGCACUCGGAGACGGAGCUCAUGCGCUACCUCAAGACGCUCGAGGACAAGGACCUCUCGCUCAACACGUCGAUGAUCUCGCUCGGGUCGUGCACGAUGAAGCUGAACUCGGUCGCGGAGCUCGAGCCGGUGUCGUGGAAUGAGUUUAUGAACGUGCACCCGUUUGCGCCCGUGGAGCAAACGAAAGGGUACCUCGAGAUGAUCGAGGGCCUGCACAAGGCGCUCGCCGAGAUUACGGGCUUUGCCGCGGUCUCGUCGCAGCCCAACUCGGGCGCGCAGGGCGAGUACGCGGGUCUCCUUGCGAUCCGCUCGUACCAAAAGUCGAUUGGCGAGGGCCACCGCAACGUGUGCUUGAUCCCGGUCUCGGCCCACGGAACGAACCCCGCGAGUGCCGUCAUGGCCGGCAUGAAGGUCGUCGUCAUCAAGUCGGACGCGGCCGGUAACAUUGAUCGCGCCGACCUCGAGGAGAAGGCCAAGAAGCACGCGCACGAGCUCAGCGCGCUCAUGAUCACGUACCCCUCGACGUUUGGCGUCUUCGAGGAAGGCGUCAAGGAGAUGGUCCAGCUCAUUCACGACAACGGCGGCCAGGUGUACAUGGACGGCGCCAACAUGAACGCGCAGGUCGCGCUCACGAACCCCGGCAGCAUUGGCGCCGACGUGUGCCACCUCAACUUGCACAAGACGUUCUGCAUUCCCCACGGCGGUGGUGGUCCCGGCGUCGGCUCGAUCGGCGUUGCGCGCCACCUUGCGCCUUUUCUGCCGGGCAACCCGAUCACGGUCACGGGCGGAGAGGGCGACAACGUGGUCGCCAAGGAGAACCUCUCGGUGAGCUCGGGUCCGUUCGGCUCGGCCGGCAUCCUCCCGAUCUCGUGGAUGUACAUCCACAUGCUCGGUGAAGAAGGCCUGAAGAAGGCGACGUCGCAUGCAAUCUUGCACGCCAACUACAUGGCGAAGGUGCUCGAGUCGCACUACGACAUUGUGUUCCGCGGCUCCAACGGCACGUGCGCGCACGAGUUUAUCAUUGACAUUCGCCCGUUCAAGCAGUAUGGCAUCGUCGAGGAAGACGUCGCGAAGCGUCUCCAGGACUAUGGCUUCCACAGCCCGACCAUGUCGUGGCCCGUGCCGGGCACGCUCAUGAUUGAGCCCACGGAGAGCGAGAACCUCUCGGAAAUGAACCGGUUUUGCCAGGCCAUGAUCCUCAUCCGCAAGGAGAUUGACGAGAUUGCCGCCGGCAAGAUCGCGGCUGAGGACUCGCCGCUCAAGCACGCGCCGCACACGAUCGAUGUCGUGACGGCCGAGGCGUGGGACCGCAAGUACCCGCGCGCCCAGGCUGCGUUCCCUGCGCCGUGGCACAAUGGCGGCAAGACCAAGGCCUACUGGCCGACGGUCGGCCGCGUCGACAACGUCUUCGGUGACCGCAACCUCGUCUGCUCGUGCCCGCCCAUGGACGUCUACCUUGAAGAGUAAAUCCUAGUCUCUCCUCAUGGAGGCCUCCGAAAAGCCAGCAAAAGUAGCACCCGUGUGGGACUCGAAUACAGUAAUCGUGCGUUGACAUCC
Molecule: messenger RNA, 3117 nt
Organism: Saprolegnia parasitica CBS 223.65
Lineage: Eukaryota; Oomycota; Saprolegniomycetes; Saprolegniales; Saprolegniaceae
Product: glycine dehydrogenase
Exons: 2
Coding region: 22-3027 (1001 amino acids)
Biological process (GO): glycine decarboxylation via glycine cleavage system
Cellular component (GO): glycine cleavage complex; mitochondrion
Molecular function (GO): glycine dehydrogenase (decarboxylating) activity; pyridoxal phosphate binding; glycine binding
Source: RefSeq, a predicted model, not a curated record